GAGCCGCGUGAGCUCCGCAAGCGAGCGCUUCGGCAGAGCCCGCGGCUUGUGGGCAGAUGUGGUGAGUACGAUCAGGAACGUGAGCCGUGAGGCCCACUUGUGGGCAAGUCGAGAUGAGUUCCUCAAGUUCUGCCGGUGGUUGCCAGCGCUGCCCGCCGCAAUGCUCUGCCACGCGCGGCAGACGGACAUGCCCGAGCUGGCUGAGAUGCUUCGUGCAUCAAGAGGGCCCAGAGUCCUGCAGGCGUCUGAUGACGAGGGCUUGAGCGACCGGGACAUUGAUGAGGUGAUGAGCAGGCCUGUUGGCAUGUCUCCACCACGCUUUGUGUACCUCAGGAUCAUGGCCCUGUCGUCUCAACUGGACAUCCCGAAGCCACAAAAGGCUGCUCUGGAGGGCGAGCUGUCCAGGCUCUCCGACGCCCUGAACGCUUGUGAAUGGGCCUCUGAAGAGGUUCCAGAGCCGUACGCCAAGCAGACCGCAGGCCUCUUGUUCCUUUGGCUGGCACUUCUCCCGCUUGCUCUGCCCAGCGAGCUGGGCGUGGGUGCUGUGCUGAGCCAGCAGCUCGUUGCCUUCGGCUUGCUGGGUAUCGAAGACGUGGGCAUCCAGCUGGAGGAGCCUUUCAAAGUGCUGCCCCUGGAAGCUCCUUGCGGGAAGAUUGCAGCCGAGUGCCAGGCCCUGCGAGUCAGCUGGCGCAGGAUGCGGAAAGGCUCCGAGAUCAGAAGGACCAAGGCCAUUCCCGAGUCCGACCGGGUAUUUCCGUGCUACGGCAAGGAGAACAGGCGAAAGCCCCGCGGUGAUGAGGAGGUGAUCAGGCUCUGA
Symbiodinium natans is the source of this 817-nucleotide messenger RNA. The record is from the annotation of a GenBank genome assembly. NCBI's taxonomy places the organism in Eukaryota, Dinophyceae, Suessiales, Symbiodiniaceae.